Messenger RNA from Ostrinia furnacalis (Asian corn borer), 327 nucleotides. Its product is annotated as furin-like. Gene Ontology annotation, cellular component: trans-Golgi network; Golgi membrane. Lineage: Eukaryota; Metazoa; Arthropoda; Insecta; Lepidoptera; Crambidae. The record is from RefSeq and is a predicted model, not a curated record. The transcript is spliced from 2 exons. The coding region runs from base 52 to 327 and encodes 91 amino acids. Gene Ontology annotation, molecular function: serine-type endopeptidase activity. Gene Ontology annotation, biological process: protein processing.
CCCGGCCGCGUCGCGACCGAUGCGCGCGCGCUCGUGACGCACCCCGUUGUCAUGGUGACGGCAUGGCGCGCGCUGGCGCUGCUGGCCGCGCUGCCGCUGUGCGCCGCGCUGCCGGAGGCGGUGUACCACAACCAGUUCGCGGUGCACGUGCCAGCUGGACCAGAGCACGUGGACAGCCUCGCGAGGAGGCACGGCUUCGUCAACCAUGGGCAGAUUGGUUCCCUGAAGCACUUUUACUUGCUGUCACACCACGAGGUGCGCAAGCGAUCCACAGAGCCGAGCCACGAACACCACCGCAAGUUGAACGAUGAGCCACAGGUGAGAUAG